This is a messenger RNA of Patiria miniata (bat star), 3347 nucleotides long. It is a transcript of the gene polr3d, whose product is annotated as DNA-directed RNA polymerase III subunit RPC4-like. The record is from RefSeq and is a predicted model, not a curated record. Gene Ontology annotation, cellular component: RNA polymerase III complex. The coding region runs from base 218 to 1453 and encodes 411 amino acids. Lineage: Eukaryota; Metazoa; Echinodermata; Asteroidea; Valvatida; Asterinidae. The transcript has 9 exons. Gene Ontology annotation, molecular function: DNA binding. Gene Ontology annotation, biological process: transcription by RNA polymerase III.
CAAACAUGAAUAACAGGCCAGCUGCGCUGAGGUCACGUCUUUGCCCGGCCGGCCAAAGGCAAAGUCAAACUCGUGCUCAAAGUCAAAUUCAAGUCUUAUAUAUACGCCGCUGGGGGCUGGUUGCCAGACCGACAGAAUCAGGAAAAUCAUCAACAAUCGCAUUUGCAUGGAUCAUUCCGUUCUUUUUAAACAAGCCUUCAGUUGAUAAGAGAACAACAUGUCAGAGCAGCAGCAGCAGCAGCAGCAGCAGCAGCAGUCACCUGGGGAGUGUGCAAGCCCCCUACCCAGGGGGCUUACUGGACGUCGUGGGGGUGCAGUCAAUCCUAGCACUAGGCUUCCCUCAUUGCGACCAGCAAGGGACCUGACACUGGGGGGAGUACAAAAGAGAGCUUUUAAACCAAAUCUGAAUGUGGCUGGGAGAAAAGACAAAAGCCAGAGAGAAAGCACCAGUAAAGAUGUUUCCAAACCAUCAACGACCAAACAAAAGAAUCAAGGAUCUGAGAGAGGUGACCGGGGCCGAGGGCGUGGUCGGGGGCGUGGCAAACCAGAAACUAUCCAAUCACGUUCCAUUUUUGAACAGGGCCCUGCUGACAGGUUAAAUAAAAAAGGAGGCGGUCACUAUGGGGGAGGAGGGGAUGCCCGCACUCCAUCAUCUUCAACUAAAUCCAUCAAACGAGAGAAGAUGAGUGAGGAAGAAGCAAGGAGGAUGCAAGAAAUCCUCAGAGAUGAUUUUGUGAGUGACUUGGACAAAGAUGAAGAUGACAGAAAGUAUUGUCCUAUUCACCUGCCACUGGUCUCAUCACUCACAUUGAAGAAAGAAGUCAAGGAUGAGGGAGACGUUGCCAAGACGGAAUGUGCAGAUGACAAGAUAAUGGAAAUCAAAAAAGAACCUAGUGAUGACAAUGACAUUGAGAUGACAGCUAUUGACACCAAACCAAUCCCAGAGAAGCUUGAUGCACAGCCAAAAACUGCAACAAAAUCACUCCCCAAAAGGACAACAUGUGCUGCCUUAUUUGGCCAACGCAUAAAAUCAGAGGGUGAACUCAUGUUCUUCCAACUGCCGGACACCCUCCCUGGUCAGCCACUGUCCAAUGAUGAUGAAGACCAGAGGCCAAAGGUCAAACGGGAGCCAGGGACACCAGCUGUGGAUCAGGAGUCACAGAAGAAGACUAAAGAGGAUAAUAGACCAGCCAAGUGUACAUUGGAGAGUCUGCCAGAAGGCUAUCUAGGAAAGCUUCAAGUUCUCAAAUCUGGAAAGACGAGGUUUGUCCUUGGAAAUGCUACACUUGAUGUUACCUUGGGAACACCAUGUGGAUUUUUACAGGAUCUGAUGUCCAUUAAGCUAGAUGAUGAUGAUAGGACAGGUGAGAUGACCCGGUUAGGACAAGUCAAGCACAGGAUUGUCUGCACGCCAGACUUUGAAAGUCUGCUACAGCUAGCACCUUCAAAAUAACCACACUUAUUUUGGACUUCAAACAUUAUGAAAGUCGACUUGCAGGCCCAAACUCUCAGAGGCUGCUGGGCAUGUGUGCCGUGUAUGGACCCUGUGCACAUUGUCAAGUACCCACUCAGCAUUACUAAGAGAGAGCUCGGCAGGACUGUUCAACACAUCCUUGCCCUACGCCUGGCACUCACGUGAAGAAGCCAUGACUUUGUGCACAAAGACUGCACAUAUGGGUGAAAAAUAAUUCUGCAUACUUUGCACCAAACGCGCUUGAACCAAUGCGUACACAUGCUGUUGCUCUUCAACGGAGCUUUCGCAAGUGGUUAUGAAGUGCUAUUUAUUGUUCAUGGGGAGGCCGUAGUAAACUAAAAGUACUUGUGUACACCAUUUUGCAUUAAAUGCAAUGGUGUGAACACAGAAAUUGAGGCUAAACUGCUGUGAUAAGCUGUUUGAAGUAUGACCAAAAAGACAUAUUUCCUAGUGGCAGAAUACCCCGAGCUGUGAACAGUUUCGUAUAAAAUGCAAACAUUUACUGCCAAAAAGCACCGGUAAACUUUGAAGGUGGCCGUUGAGAGAAACUAGAACCCUCCACUGAUCACCUGAGGAGGCUUGUUUUACUGAAACAUAAAUGACAUGGGAAAUUCUUUUUAACAACUCACUCAUGUUCUGUUUCAAAUUUUAACAAGUCUUACAGGAGUCAUGGUGAAAUAGUACAGAAUUAGUAGUCAAUAAUAUGGUGCACUGCUGGCUUUAAUAGAAUGUUUGGAUAAGGUGUUGGGUCUUUCCACAAAGCUUGGAAAUGUUUGAUGACAUUUUAAAAAUUGUGGAACUUUAUACAAUUUUUACACUCAUCUUCAGCCAAUCAGAUUCUCUGUUUUUUGUUGUUGUUGACGUUUUCCCAUGCAUUGAAUAUUCAGAUCUGGAAUAACACCGUCAAAUUUGAGAGUGCUUUUCAGGAUAGCACAUUUGAUUUGGUAGGUCAAUUCAAAAGGUCAGCUUUUGUAAAGAACGAUCUGAUUGGUCAGAAAUUAUGUCAGUCAAUAGUUGGUAGCGUUCAUGAAUAAUUAACCUUACAAGGUCUAAAUAGGAAAGGUAUGGACUCUGUUGGCCAGAGUACCGUCUAAGAACCUAGGCCAGUAUAGACUACACUGGCUGGCGUGGAUGCUACAAUGUACAAAGGCUUGAUUGGAUUGCCUUUUGUGUUUAUAGUGCAUUGCUACAUGAUAUGCAUUUUAAAUUAAGCAGCACCAGUCUUGACAGUUUGACUAACAAUUUGAUGGCUUUAUUCUCUGUUUAAAAAAGGGAAGGCAAGGAAAAAAAUUGGUGCUACUUCAAAUGAACAGAAUUUUAUUUGGAAAAGUGUUUCUGUAAAUGUAAGACAUUAUAUGGAUUUUCUGUUACCCAGACCUUGGAAGUAAGGCUAGUUGAAAAUAUGAAACAAUACAAUUUGGCAAUCUACAGACAAAAGUGCACCUUUAAUUUACUGAUUGAGCUGCAUUAUACUGUAAAUGUGAAAAAUGAGAAGAUUUCAGGAGACAGAUUUGUCACUUCACAUCUUGCAUUUUAAAUAUUGCAUCAACUUAAAGUACUGUAUACAACAUUCAAAGUGGACAGGAGAUUGAUGAAAAACAUCAGGAUGUUUUGCUUUAAUUUUGGCUGACCAUUCUUUGAUUAUUUUUUCUCUUGGCCUUGAUGAAAAAAGCCCAAAGAUUUCAUUUUAGACUGGGGAAAGGAAAUGACCCUUACUAAACCCUUAUUUGUAGUAAACGUGUAUUUUUAUAUAUUAUACAUACUGUUUGGCGGAUGAGCUGUCCAUAAGCUGGCUCUAAGAGUAUUUUCAUUGUAUCUUUGUUAAUUUAUGUCAACCUAAAUAAAUUUCGGUUCAAAUGAAAGAGGAAAGAAA